Dictyostelium purpureum is the source of this 1296-nucleotide messenger RNA. RefSeq lists its product as uncharacterized. Bases 1 to 1296 code for a protein of 431 amino acids. Lineage: Eukaryota; Evosea; Eumycetozoa; Dictyosteliales; Dictyosteliaceae. The transcript has a single exon. The record is from RefSeq and is a predicted model, not a curated record.
AUGAAAAUAAUAAUAAAUUUAAUAAUAUUAUUUUUAAAUUUUAAAUUAAUAUAUUCAGCAAAUCUCUGCGAACAAUCAUGGGAGUGCGGGAAUGUUCCAUACACGAUAUGCGCCAACAAGAUUAAUCUAAUAAAGGGUAUUGCUGUUGAUGAGGAGUCAAAUAAAGUUUUAUUAAUGGGAAAAUUCAAUUCGUCCGAUACUACAUAUGGGAGUGUUUCCGUGGCUUCUAUACCCACAAAUGGGGGGUUGAUUAUAAACGAAUAUAGCAUCAAAAGCGAUGUUACCGUUGGCAGUGGUUUUAGAAAUACCAUUCAACUAUUCAAAUAUCUUCCAAAAUCUAAAUUAUUAUUAACCCAAAGCUCCGAGAGACUUUCCACUGUUGUUGGGAUCUACUCUAAUGACUUUCAUGGUGGGACAUUGACACCACUUUGGUAUCCCAGAGGCUACUCUUUGGCCAUUUAUUUCGACGAGGUAAAUCAAUUAACUUACACAUGCGACUUCAAUGUUAAUGUAUACCCAAAAAUUAUUAAAACUCAAGAUGACCUCUACGGAAGUGGUAGUGCAGGUGCCGUGAUUUUAAAUCAAACGAGACAAUGCAUAGGUAUUUCAAAUAAAUUUAAAAACGAAAAUUUAGGAAAAGAUAAUCUAAUAUUCGCAUCAAUCGAAGAUGGUACCCGUACAAACUUUUUUAUUGGAUCUGCCGAAUGCCCUCUAUGUAAAAGAACCUUUACCUCUUUCUACAACUAUUCUGGUAUUGCCAACGAUAUGUUUAUUUUUAAUAAUAACAUUUAUUUUUCAACAAUUGACUCUGGUAUUGCUAAAAUUAGUUUUGAUAACCCAUCUUCAUCACUAACUUUCAUCACAAAAGAUCCAACAGAUUCUAUUUAUUUUGUAGAGUCUCAAAAAACAAUUUACUAUAUUACAAAUAGUGUUGUUAAAAAAAUUCAUGUAGAAACCAAGCAAUCAUCAAUUUUAUACGACUCCAAAGGCUCAAAGAAUUUAGGUACCUGUAUGUGUGCAGAUGGAUAUACUGGUGAUAGAUGUAACAAAUGUAAUGGAGUGGAAAUGUGGUCAAAUGGUAAUCCUACAUGUGUUAAUAUACUCCAAUAUAAUGGCCUACCUUCGAAGUGUCAAGCCGACUAUAAUUGUAACAUUCCAUAUGGUUAUUGUAAUGGUGGUAUCUGUUCAUGUAGAGAGAAUUUCUAUGGAAUGAAAUGCACCAAAUGUGAUGGGAAGAUUAAAUGGCAAAAUGGAUUUCCAAUUUGUGAAUUAACUUUUAAACUAACCAUAUUUUAA